Fraxinus pennsylvanica is the source of this 414-nucleotide messenger RNA. The record is from the annotation of a GenBank genome assembly. Lineage: Eukaryota; Viridiplantae; Streptophyta; Magnoliopsida; Lamiales; Oleaceae.
AUGAUCUGUCUGAGCAUAUUUGGAAGCGAAAAUGCCAACAUAGGAAGGAAUCUAAAACAAAACAGGACUCCCGCAUUUAACGCAUCAUUGUCCCCCACUGUGUGUGUGAAGGAUUAUGAGUAUAGGGCUGGGGAGAGUGAGGAGACUGUUCAUGGACAGAUGAAAUUCUUUGGAGAUCAGCGGAGGGUAGAUAUUGUGGAUGGGUUGAGAGCUACGGAGGAAAAUAAAAUGAAAAUUUACGGUAAAGAUUUUAUUGGAAGGGCGAAACCAGAGCAAUCGGACGAUUCUACUUGGGAGGAUGCAGAUGAUGGGGCGUGGAAGAAUCCUAGAAAGACUCCAGAGGGUUUGUCAGAAAGAGGGCAUCAAGAUUUAUUGAAGGAAUUUGAAGAGCUUGACCUUAGGAGCAUUGGAUAA